AAGGUGUGUCCUCUCUAGUGACAAUGACAUCUACAGAGACUGAGAUGAGAUGAGAUUUAGAGGCAGGUUUUGUCUGGAAAGCGCAUGUUAUUUGCUUUGAUUGGAGCGCAGACUCAAUCAGUUCAGUUCUUCACCACAGACACACCUGACAGGAGUUGUAUUUCACACGAGCGUGUAAGAGAAGGAGAUCUGUCCUCAUGAGAACACCUCUAAUGUUCCUGCUCCUGUAUGUGGGAGUGAUGGCUUUCGGCAGCGUAUGUUCAGCAAUGCAGAGUCAAACCAGUGGAACCAGUGCUGGACUUACAGCAGAACAGUGCCCUGAUUUGGACGGUCCCACGCAGAGCUUCCUGACGUGUGCAGGCGUCCCAUCGGAGCCUGACGCAGACCACAUCCUGAACCUGAAGGGACUCAUCAGCGCCACUCUGGACGUCUACUCCUUCAUGCGCUCCAGCGUGGCCGGCGUGCCGGUCGUGGAUCUGUCGGGAGGCUUCAGUAUGAGCGAGGAUCACGUGAUCAGAGCGUGGCUGGACAUCAAACUCACUCCUCUGCUGUCGUCCAUCUCCAGAAACUUCCUCACAUGCCUCAGCAACAGAAACCUCAGCUGCAGCGCCUACCAGACUGUUGUAAAGGAGUUGAGUCAGCAUUUCUCCGGUCUGGAUCCAGUGCGACAGAAGUGGAUCUAUUCUUUCUUCAUGUACCCGUUUCUCUCUAGAAACACAUCCUCGGGUUGUGUAGAUCUGCAGGACAGCACUGAGGACUGGCUCCUGAAGAACUUCGGCUCGUUUUCGGUCAUGGCUCAAGUGCGAGACUUCACAUCCAUCAACGUGCUCUUCAGCGGGCUGGAGGUUUUGCAUCUCUUGAGUCCAGAACAGAAGGCAGAGCUUCUCCUUCAUCCGGAGGUGGUGGGCUUGACAGACAGCUCCCUCAGCCUGGUGUUUCAGAGUUUGCUUUCCUCUCUGAUGCCCUCCGAGGAUCCAUGGCCUUCAAAUAACAGCACAGUGUUUUAUAUGAGCACCGUUCCAUCCGCCUCACCUCAAGACCCUCUCGGACAGGCGUUGAAUGGAUUCAUGACGGCAUUUAGUCCUGUCGGGAGUUUUGUUAGACAGUUUGUGUCCUUGACGCAGGAGCAAAACUUGAACAGCAUGCGGAGCACCACACUGGUGCAGGCCAUGAUCAACCUGACGCUCGCCGAGCUCGCUGCGCCGUUCAAGCACAAUCACAGCCAACAGCUGGUCACUUUUGACCCCAUGAACGUUAACGACUGGUUCACGCAUGUGGUUUCUCCCGUAAUCCGGCGAUUCCUUCCUCCCGGCCAGAUAGAAAUCCACCCCAACCUCACGGCUGUCUUCCAUAACCAGUUCUACAUUGAGACGGGGAUGGGAACUGGAGCCCAGAAUGAAAGUCAGGACAUCUGCAGCGUCUUUAUUGAUAAUAGAACAUGUGGGCUGACGGACCUGGUGGAACAUGUGGCCACUGUCCUGCACUGCGCAGCACGCUCGAACCUCACGCUCAACGAGGAGACGCUCUCGAGUGUCCUCCUGCAUCUCUCCCAGAACCUCAACGCUCUACUGCAGCAGCUCUCCAUGACCAACUUCAGUUCCCAGAGUUCCCCCUUCAGUGACAUCCUGGACCAAAUGGUUCAUGACACCUUGACGAUGAGCAACUUGCAGGAUGAGUCGUUUGUGAGAUUGUGGUUCCAGAUCAAGUUAAAGCCUCUUCUCUCCACGCUGACUCCAGAAUAUCUCACGUGCCUCAGUCACAAAGAGUUCAGCUGCCAGACCUUCCAGAUACUUGUUUCAGAGCUCAGUGCCAACAUGUUCCUGAUGCAUGAAGAAGAAGGUGUGCAGGAUGUUUAUCAGUAUUUCAUCUCAUCCUUCCUGAGCCGACAAAAUGUUUCAGGUGGCUGCCCAGCAGAGAACAGCAGCAUCUGGGUUACUCUGAAUCUUGGUGGAUUUUCAGAGUUUGCAGCAUUGAGGGAAAUGUACCAGCUGAACCAAGACUUCAACGCUAUAGAUGCACUGGUGGUUCUCUCCCCCAGACAGACAGCUGAACUCAUCGUUGAGGAUUUUGCAGGUCUGCCAGAGAAAAGCAUCAUCAUAAACAUGGUUUUUGAUCACAUCCUGGUUUCUCCUGAAGACCGUGGACUGCUCGAGAUGCUUGGAUAUCUCAUCCCGCUCGCUGGACAGAUGGGUUUGGAGUGCUCAUCAUACCAGCAGAUGGUUCAGAGGCUGCAGGAGUCUGUGGUUCCUCCACACAUGAUGCAGCCCAUCAGGAACUACACGAGUCAGCUGGAACACAUGGCACCUCCUGGCUGUUUUCCUUCACCUGUUACGUGUAUUUCAACACCAAUCAAUGAAACCUCAAUUUGUGAUGGGAUCAGCAGUAAUGAGACUCUGCUGUCCGCUGGACUCGUGAGCGCCCCCUGUAGUGUGGACCUGCAGCAGUGCGCUUGCUCUUCGCUCACAGGCUUCACUGCUGGAAACCUGGCUGGACUCCUGAAGUGUCAACUAUCCAGCAGCAGAAGUUACUCCACGGAGAUCUGGAAACUGCUUCUCAGCAAAGCAAAUGAUGUUCUGGACGGAGCCCUCGUCAUCUUCUCCAGCGCAGCAGCAAAUAUGUCUCAGCCAAUCAGAGGUGAUGUCGUGUCCCAAGUGCUGGAUGUGAUUGGAGAGCUGAGACUGGAGCGCAUCAGUCCUGACCGAUGGCGAGACCUCCCUUUCAUCAGCAUGUUGUUGGGUCAAUAUCUGAAGCCGUUUUUACCGUUUGCGUCAUCAUCCCUACUGCUGUGCACUAGCAGCAAAAACCUCAGCUGCCAAACUUACCAGCACAUUCUGUCAGAGCUCACACUCGUCAAUGAGACUCAAGGAAGAAACAUGGUGAACUUCUUCAUUCUGCCCUUCCUCAGAAGAAACACAACAGAUGCGGGCUGUGUGUCGACUGCUAACAACAGUGUUGAGUGGCUGCAGAAGAACUUUGGCCCGUUCUCUCAGUUUGUGCCUCUCACAGAUCUGCUCUCCAUCAACAGACUUUUUGAUCCCUUGAAGACCCUGGACAGUCUCACUCCAAAGCAGGUGGCUGGACUGAUGGUUGAAGAUCUGCCUGGUCUUCCACCGAAGGAUGUCGUCAUCAAUCGAGUGUUUGAUCAUCUGCUCGUGUCUCCUGUGGAGCGAGGACUUCCUGAUGUUCUUGAGCUCCUGUAUUCCUUCUCUAUAGAGAGUCCACUCAGCUGUCAAACCAACCAGAUCAUCUUCACGAGGCUGGAGCAGAUCUUGAGCUCAGGAGCGGGUGAUCUGGAGCCCGUCAUCUGGGCCAGCGUUUAUAAGUUCAGCCGCACGGCUCCUGCAGAUUGCGCUCUUCUCCCAGUCGUGAAUGAGUGUCCCGUGACUCCAUUCAACGAGACUCAGGUGUGCAGUGGAGUGGACAGGUCUGCAUUACAGCAGUGCACACGCACUGGACUGCUGUGUGGCUUGAGUAUCGCAGAGCAUGCAUGUGCCCCGGUGCUGAAUGUGAGUCUGGAGUACCUGGUCUCACUGCUGGACACGUAUCUGUCUGAUCAAAUCAUAAGGUCACCUGAAAGCUGGAAACUGCUCCUGACCAGAGUCUCACACCUGCUGGACGUCGCCCUCGAGCAGCUCUCCAACCAGUCGGUGUGGGGGAGCAGCGGCUCUGCUCCAGUGGUUCUGGACGUCCUGCGGGAGCUGCGGCUGGACAGACUGACGGACGAGAGCGCCGCUGCGCUGUGGCUGGACAAACACCUGCGAGCGUUCCUGCCGAGCGCGUCCAGCACCUUCCUGCAGUGUCUGCACAGCAAGAACUUCAGCUGCCAGAGCUUCCAGACAGUGGUUGGAGCGUUCGAUGCAGGAUUUCCCCGUAUGAGUGACAUUCAGCGCCGAUUAACCGUGUCAGACUUCAUGGUGCCGUUCCUCUGGAGAGCAGGUGCGGCGUGUGUGUCCAACAACAGCUCUCAGUGGCUCAUCAGUAACUUCGGACAGUUCUCUGCCCUCGUUCCUCUGAAUCAGCUGAUCUCGCUCAACCCACAGUUCAACCCGAUGAGCAGCCUGCUCUAUCUCUCUCCAGAGCAGCUGGUCGGGCUGAUGUUUGAUGAUGUUCCUGGUCUUCCAGAGAAAAGUGUGGUCAUCAGUGCAGUGUUCGAUCACCUGACCGCGUCUCCACAGAGAGAGAGGAUCGUCUCCACGCUUCCCAUCAUGGUGGAGUCAUCAAAGAUGAGGAACGUCUCCUGCGCCUCAUAUCAGAUCAUCUUCCACCGUCUGGAUCAUCUGAUGGUCAGCGUGCUGGUGGAUCUGGAGUCAGUGAUUGUGAGGACUAAAUCAGCUCUUCUUCAGAACGUGCCGCAGGGUUGUGUGAGCUCCAGCAGACAGUGUGGCGUCACAUCAGUAAACGAAACAUCAGUGUGCGGGAGCGUCAACAGCGCUGUUGUGUCGGCGUAUCUCGGCUCGUCUCAUGAUGGCGGUCGGCUCUGUGAAUUCAGCAUCACACAGUACGCUUGUGCAGAGUUGACAGACCUGAGCUCGCAGCACCUGGCGACGGUGUUGUCAUGCGGUCUCAAUGGGAAUGAGAACGUGUCCGAGGAGACGUGGAAACUCUUGACGCAGAAGGUGAACCCUGUGCUGGGUCCAGCGCUCGACCUGCUCGCCCACACGAGGCUGAAUAAGUCCCACCCCUCAGUCUCAUUCUUGAAUGUGAUUGGAGAGGUCACUCUGAGCUCCUUCAGCUCCACCAAUCUGAGAGAUGAUUUGUUCGUCCAGCGCUGGUUUGACUUCAGGCUCCGCCCAUUUUUACCCUACGCCUCCGAGACAUUCCUGUCCUGUCUGUCCACCAGAGACUUCAGCUGUGACACCUACAGGAGUGUUGUCGGGAGCCUCAGUCAGAGUUUUGGCGUCAUGUCCACCGAUACACAGGCUAACAUCUACGUUGACUUCAUCAAAGUCUUCCUCUCUCAGAACAGCACUGCAGGGUGUGUGGACGUCUCUCUGAGCAGCUCUGAUUGGCUGAUCAGCAGCUUUGGACGUUUCUCUGUUUUCACCACAGUUACUGACCUGCAGACGCUGAACCCCAGCUUCAAUGUGCUGGACACUCUGAGUCUUCUGAGCCUGAGGCAGUUAGUGGAGGUUUCCAGCACUCCUGGACUUCUGUCCAGCACCGCUGCGGUCAAUAAUCUGCUGCUCUACGUGCCGGACACUCAAUUCACCGAGUUCUUCUCAUCCCUCUCCGAUACGCUUCAGACGCAGGGCGUGGUUCUCCCGUCCCCCGUGCAGGAGGCGGUUCUGCAGCAGGUGUUUAACAGGGCCAAUCUGACCACAUCAUCAGACACUGAUCUACAGUUCUGGAUCCUGAACAUACUGCCGUCCUUCAUAGCCAACAUUACAGUCCAACACGUGACGUCCUACUUCAGCAUCGUCCAGCAGCGACCCUGUCCCAUCAGCCAGCAGGCGGUGCAGCUGUUAAACUCCUCUAGCUCCACCUUCCAGCCGGAGACACAAGAUCAGAUCUACCAGCUGAUCCUCGGCUCUCUCACAGGCCCCGCCCCGCUGCGCUGCUAUGGUGACCAGAGCUACUAUGCUUUCCUGAGCUCCUCCUUCAUGAGUUUCCAGUUCCCCGAUCUGACCACCUUCCUGUCUCUGAUGCCGCCGGCCCGUGUGCCAGAGCUGAUGGAGUCGGUGUCUCCAGCGGAGGUCAGCAGUCUCCUCAACCGGCCCAACGCUGUGGACGAUGUUACCCAAAUCUGCCGGUUUUUCAGAAUUUACCCAAAGACACCCCAGUACUUACAGACAGAGCCGCUGUUGCCCGUGGGUUUGGCCCGGCAGGUGUUGUCCUGCGUCUGGCCUCAGGUUCUGAAGCUGGACGUCCAGUCUGAGGUGAUUCAGUGGUUUGAUCUUCGACUGGUUCAGUACCUGCCUCUCCUCACCCCACAGUUCAUCGCUCCAGACGUCAUGCUAAACGCCUCCUGUCUCUCCUUCAAGAAGUUUGUUUCAGUGAUGGCUAAUUACAACUACACUGCAGCGGAGUUUUCUCCGAGUGACAUCUACAGCACCAUCCUGGUCUACCUCAACACCUCCUCAGAUUCAACUCCUAAAUGCUAUAACACCUCCAACCCUGAUCUCAGCUCCACCGCCUGGUUCGCAGACUACAUCUCCGUCUUCUUGAGCUUCGUCACACUGGACGACCUCCUCCAGUUUGGCUCCAUUCAGCCGUUCCUUGUGAACCUGGAGAACCUGCAGCUCUUCGGUCAGACCAGCGUUCCUGAUGACGUCAUGGAGUACUACGUGACCCUGCUGUUCGAGGCGAAUCCGUCCUUCAGCGCCUACUAUCUUCCUCAGAAGUUCCUCUGCUUGGCUCCUGCGAGCUCCUUCCUUCAGCUGAGUCUGGAGCAGCUGAAGAACAUCUCAUCCAGCGUCCAUCAGAACUGCACAGAUGUUCUACCUGAUGUGUCGGCGGCUCUGGCCAGUAACGCAGGGGAUCUGACGGUGAGCGCCAUCGAGGCUCUGGGUCAGUCGUCCACGGGUUUGAGCACGGCUCAGAUCAGCGGCGCUGGAGGGAACUUGCUGCUCAACACGCUCUCCGUGCUCAGUCUCGUUCAGGACUGGAACCUCGAUCAGGCCAUGAUGAUCAUCCAAACCCUGCUGUCGUCUGGAGUUUACCAGAUCACUCAUGCAGACAGUCUGCAGAAAUUGGGAUCACUGAUCAUUGGAGUUCAAUCAUCAAUCAUCAGAGUAAUCUCAGGAGAAAUCUUCCUUGAGGCAGUGAAAUCCGAACUGUUCGUGAGCAACAUCAUCAGCGCGCCUGUGAUCGUCCAGCGGACCAUCGUCAGCCAGAUCAUCGCUGUCAACAGCUCGUCCGACGCCAUCAUCACAAACGUUCCUGACGCCAUGGCGACGGAAAUCCCGCGUGUCUUCCUGCUGGAUGUGUCGCAGUCAUCCUCGGCUGUGCAGACGGUCAACCGGAAGAAAUGGAAACAUGAGCAGGCCGUUUUGAUCUUUGAAACCGUUGCCGCUCUGUUCAGCAACCCAGAUGACGUGUCCUUCCAGGUGCUGCAGGGCUUCACCUGUUCACGGAUCCAGAGCUUCAGCACUAGUAAAGUCCUGAGUCUGAUCCGCGGCUGCAGACGGCGAGUCAAUCAGACGCUCGUCCUGCAGGAGUCACAGCUGUCCUGCAUGUAUCACUACAUCAAGAGCGCCGAUCUCGCUGCCUUCUCCCAGUAUCCUGCUGAAGUGCUCAUCUAUUACAACUACUCGAUGAUCGACAGAUCUCAGUGCCGUUCGUAUUUCUCCUCUCUGGGAGCGGCCAACUUCUCCGUCCUGUCCAGCACACUGUCCUUCAAGAAGCAGGCGCUCUUCAACAACGCCAGGGGCUGUCUAGGCAUCUCAGGCGUCAGGAUCAGUCGGGAUCAGCUGGAUGUUUUGGGGAACAUGUGCUGCUUCCUGAGCGGCGAGUACAUCCAGAGCUCGGACCCGUAUGUGCUGGAGAAGCUCAAGCCGUGUGUGAAUCUAUCAGCUGAGCAGAUCUCUGCGCUGGAGAGCGUCCUGCUGGGAGGAAACACCAGCUACGGACCCUCAGACAGCUGGAACAGAACCACGCUGGACAGCCUGGACCCCCUGCCGCUGUACCUCACCGCCAACAUCUGGAGCAAAUUCUCACAGGUGAACAAGCAGAGGUUUCUGAAGACAUUCAUCCGUGACCUGAGGAAGAAUGAUAAAGCUUCAGAGAUGAAGAUCCUCAACAUGAUGAAUGAGGUCAACAAAAUCUCACGAGUCAAAAUCAAGAGAUCCGCUGAAACAGCAUGCACUGCGGGUCAGAUACUGCAGGCUCAGGUGUACAGCGACAUGUUUCCGUUUGCGUAUGAUGUGACGCAGUUUAACGCCUGCUUGAGUGUCCAAACGCUGAAGGACAACCUGGAGGCCGUGACUGACAGAGUUUACGACAGGAGCUACCAGCGGAUCAUUCUGGACAAACUCAACCAGGCGUAUCCAGGUGGACUGUCUGACGAGGUGCUGCAGGUUUUAGGCUCCGCCUCCCGCGUGGCCACACCCGAUGAUGUCAGAAAGUGGAACGUGACGAAAAUCGACACACUCUCGUCUCUGAUGAACCAACGCAACGGAGACUGGGACCCGGAGAUGGUCCAGCUGCUGGUCAGUAAGUAUCUGAGUGUGAAUGGAAACGCUCUCGGCAGUAACGAGCUGAACGUGCUGGGAGGAACGAAUCUGUGUGCGCUGAACAGCAGUGUGCUGAAGAACAUCACGGCCGCCAGCGUGGAGCGAGCUUCUGCUCUCUCUUUGACCAGCUGCAGCUCAGAGAAGAAGACGAUUCUGUUCAGUAUCGCUCAGAACGCAUUCAACACCAAAAACACACGCAGUACAAACACCAUCAGCAUCACGACAUACCAGAUGCUGCAGAACUACCUCGGCGGUGCUGAUGUGGCGUUCAUUCGUGCUCUUGUGAACUCCAGUGUGAAUAUGGAUGUGCUCACAUUCAUGAGUCUGAAGCAAAGUGUCAUCAACGUGCUGAUCGUGUCUGAGGUGAAGAGUCUGCUGGGUGUGAAUGUGGCUGAUCUGAAGACGUAUGAAAGCGCGGCACAGAUUCAGGAGUGGAUCAGGCUUCAGCGGCAGGUGGAUCUGGACACGCUGCAGAUCGGUCUGACGGGGGGCACGAACUCCAGCGUCACAGAAAGCACCGUCAGCACCACCACUACAGCCAGCAGCACUAAAGCACCGUCAGCCCAGACCAGCACCACAGCUGCUGGAUCCAGAGUCUGGUCACCUGUCUGCCUGCAGCUGCUCCUAUUGGCUGUUACCACGACGACACUGCAGCUGCUGCACUGAUGACAUCAUCAUCGUCUCUGUACUUCCUGUCUCUCGGUCUGUCUCGUAUUUAAAGAGUUUCCGCACUUUCACUUUUCAUGAAGCGACAUGAACUAUUUCUGUGUGGAACUGAUGACUAAAUCACUCUGCGGUCACAUCUGACUCGUUCAUAUGAAGUUAAUAAAUGAAAAGAUAAAUCUCAAAUACAUUAAAAUAACUUAAAAACAUCUCAGUAAUCAAUAUUUAUAAGUACAAGGAUUUCUGUUUGUAUACGUGAGAGAGACAGAAGCGUGAUCAUGAAGAUCAACACUGAAUCUCAUGUUACUCCAGGAGAAAAACUAAUGAAUGUCAUGUCAAACUGUGUAUGGAUUAAAGCAUAAGAUAUAUAAUUA
Messenger RNA from Cyprinus carpio (common carp), 9208 nucleotides. RefSeq lists its product as uncharacterized. Gene Ontology annotation, cellular component: cell surface. The transcript is spliced from 76 exons. NCBI's taxonomy places the organism in Eukaryota, Metazoa, Chordata, Actinopteri, Cypriniformes, Cyprinidae. Bases 198 to 8837 code for a protein of 2879 amino acids. The record is from RefSeq and is a predicted model, not a curated record. Gene Ontology annotation, biological process: cell-matrix adhesion.